AUGGCACCUUCGCACUAUCGGCGGGGCCGGGGCGACGGACCCAGUCGAGGGCGAGGAGACACGCGCCGCGACCGGGACGGACCGCUCCCCUCCCUGUCCCCCGCUGCGUCUUCGGGCCCCACAGACGCCGCGCAGUUGAACGCUGCAGACGCCCAGCAACCUCCGGCUCCGAGCCAGAGACUUGCCUCAGCGCCCCACGGGGCCAGCCGAGGGCGAGGAAACACGCCGCCCGCCCGAGGCCCGCGGGGCGCGAGCAGAGGGCGAGACGCCCCUGCCGAGACACGCGACCGAGAGGGCGGCCCUCCUGUCGCCUCGGGUGUCUCCUCAGGCGUCUCCUCAGGUGUCUCGGGGGCUGCGCGGGGCGAGAAGGCCUUUCCGCUCGCUCGAGCUUUCGCGAGUGGUUUGACGGGGGGUCGCGUGCAGGCAGGUCGAGGCAGAGGCGGCGGGCGCGCACCUGGCGUCGGCCGGCGCCGAUUCCCUGAAGAGGCGCAGAGCCCGCAGGCGUUCCGAAACGGCUCGGACGUUUUGGGUUCGCUGUCCACGGCCACGCCUCCGUCUUCGCGCAGUUCGGUCGUGUCGGGCCUUCGCGGCGGGGCCGACGGCCUCGCGCCUGCCUCCUUGCCUGCCUCGGCGCCAGGCGCGCCCGAGGCCCAGACGGCGGGGAGCCCGGAGCGCGCGCUGACCUUUCCCCAUCCGCAGCCUCCUGUCGCCUCGCCUGCGCCUGUGGCGUCCUUUCCGUCGACGUAUUUCUCCAGCCCCCCGCAGAGCGAGGCGACCAAGGGCGAGAUGGCCCCCGUGGAGGAGCUGCCGAUUAUGCGUUACAAAGACGUGAUUCUGGACCACAUUCGGACGCACCCCGUCACGUGCAUCCAGGGCGAGACUGGCUGCGGGAAGAGCACGCGGGUCCCGCGCUUCCUCCUCGAAGAGGACUUGCGGCAGAGUUUGGAGACCGGGGCGUCGGCCAGCGCAGGCGCGCGCAGGCUGAACGCGAUCGUGACGCAGCCCCGGCGCCUGGCCUGCAUCGCUCUCGCACGGCGCGUGGCGCAGGAGCUCGAGGAGCCGCUGGGGCGAAGCGUCGGGUACCGGAUUUCCGGCGACGCGGUGACCAGCAAGGACACAAAGAUCUGCUUCGUCACCACGGGGUACUUUCUCCAAGUCCUGAUCAACCAGCCGCACGCUCUCGCCUCGCUGACGCACAUCAUCCUCGACGAAGUCCACGAACGCGACCUCGACGCCGACCUCCUCUCGCUCGUGCUCAAGCUGCAGCUGAACCGAAAGUCGUCGCUGAAACUGAUCGUCAUGUCUGCCACGCUGCAGGGCAACCUUUUCGCGGAGUACUUCACGCCGGCCAGCGUCCCCGUCUCGCCCCGCAUCUACGUGGGGGCGAGACGGUUCCCUGUCCAGAGCCUCUUCCUCGACGAUCUCCUGACUGCCACGACGCGCCCGGAGACCCUCCGCGGGAAACUGCUGCACGUCGAGGACCUCACUGGCACGAGCUUGCUCAUGGAGGGUCGCGCAGACGACGACAGCCCCGUCCUCGGGCCCGAGCGCGAGACGGCCGGACGCGGCCGCCCGGAGGACAACGCAGGGAGAGCCGCCGGCGCCGGCGAAGGCUCGACGGGCGGCAUGCCUCACGUGAACCUCGUCCGCGCACUCCUGCAAAGGAAAAGUGCGCGGGCGGUCUCCGCAGGGUGGCAGACGAGCAAGGCGAUCCGCGAUGCGCUCUCUCUGUUUGACAGGAACUCGACCGCGGAGCUGCAGAAAAAGAGCCCUGGCGGCGGGCGUCUGCGCGGCGCUGCGGGGCCGCCGUCUUUGCCGAUGCGGAGUAGAACGGCAGACUGCUUUCGCGAGGGCGCACCCGUGGAGACUGCAGGGGGGUGGGAAGCCGAGCUGCAGACGUCGCUUCAGCCGCAAAUCAUGGACGGUUUGGACUCGGUGUGCCUGGACCUGGUGACCUCUCUCGGCUUUGGGGGCGAGACGAUCCUGAUUUUUUUGCCGGGGAUCGGCGAAAUCACCGAUCUGUACGAAACGCUCUCCCGCCUCGACUCCUCGACUGUGUGGACCGGGCCGACGAAUUCGUCUCUCGCAGACGUGGCCGGGGAGCGCAGAGAUCUCCCGAGCUCAGUCGCGUCCAAGGCUCCGAGCCACGCACUUCCCUCCGACUCCAGAGAGGCGAGGGGUGCACCGUCGGGAAGUGAAGAGAAAGGCGCCCGGCCAGAGCCGCUGAAAUAUCGCAUCUUCGUCCUGCACUCGGCCAUCAGUCGCGAGGAGCAAGAAGAAGUCUUCUCGCCGCCACCCAGUGACACUGUCCACGUCGUCCUCGCCUCGAACAUCGCCGAGAGCUCCCUUACCCUUCCGCAAGUCCGAAUCGUCAUCGACUUCUGCCUCAAGAGACAACUCAUCUAUGACCAGUUCUACGAGCGCUGCAUGCGCCGCUUCGACCCACCGGAAAUGCAGACUGCGCCUUUGGAGAAGCUGUACUUGACUGUGAAGCAUCUGACCCACAGUUUGAAUCGCUUGGCGUUGCGCGACGACGAGGAAGGCGAGGGGAAGGGCGAAAGGAGCCAGCUGGGUGAAGGGAGGCGCGGCGAGAACUUGCCUGGCUUCCUUGACGAACAAGGGUCCAUCAACCAGGCGCUCCACGCUCGAAAGCUAACUCCUUGCCAGCUGUUGCGGCUGACCGUUCAGCCCCCAGACGUGAGCGCUCUUGACUCGGCGCGGCAUCUGCUGAAUCGCCUCGGCGCCCUCACCAGCGACAGCGAAGACGCAGAAAUCACCAACCUCGGACUCCUGAUGAUGCAACUUCCCAUCGACACUCACCUCACCAAGCUGCUCAUGGUCGGCAUCAUCGCAGGCUGCACGAGCGAGGCACUCGUCCUCGCAACAGUUCUUGCUAGCCAGGAUCCGUUCACAAUGCCCUCGGGCCUCCUCAUCAAACACCCUGCGGAACUCGCCGAGCGUCUCCAGCUGUCGCUGAAGUCUCGCGCAGCCUACGACGGCGGUCACUACUCAGAGCCCCUCAUGCUCAGGAAUCUCUUCGUGGACUGGCUGACAGAAUUCGCCUCCAGUGUCGCGGGAGUGCGCUCGCGCCUCGCUCGCCAGGCAGCCAUGCGAAGGAAUCGAAGACUCGAAAUGAACAUGAAGAUGGAAUACCUCCGCGUCUCGCGAGACUUUGCGCGCGGGCACAGCGUGGUGGCGAAGCGCAUGGUCCAUGUGGCCAUGAUGUGCGUAGAUCUCGCCACGCGUCUAAAGCGUCUCCUUCGGCCCGACUCGGCUGCGGCGACGAAUCUGUCCUUCUUUGUCGACCUCCUCCAAAAUCCGACGAUCCACCCUCCUGCUCCGGGGGCCUCGCCUCCGCUUCUCGGCUCGACGCCUCCUGAAGCGAAUCCUCCCGCGCCCGACGCUCCGGUGUCACGCUACGCAUACAGCACGGCCCUCACUUAUAACGGCGCGGCCGCAGCUGCCGCUGUGCAAGAGCGCUUCACCUCCGACACCCUUCUCCUCAAAGCCCUGCUCGUCGCGGCCUUUGCUCCCUCCUUCAUUGUGGGCAAACCUCGAGUCUGCGUGGACGGCAAGGCGGUGGACCGCGUCGUCCCUCGGGCCCUCACCUCUGGCGGGCACGGAAAGGAAAACGCCAAGUGGGACCUAACCGAUUACGCAGCGGCGAUGCUGCGGCAAGGAUUGGAUCCUUCGCGGACGCUGGUGUUGCACGAUCGUCUAGAUAGUCGAACAGGUACGGUGUGCAGGCAAGUCCGCGCGUCGCUUUCUCUGGUGUGCGCCGGCAUGGACUACUCCAUCGUUCCCUGCCAAGGCAUGGAAGAAAAGUGUUUUCUGUACUUCCCCGAGAGUUCCGCCAAUGCCUGUCUGACCUUUGACGCCACCCGCUUGCCCAACAUUCUCAAGGCCCUGAAGGAGAAGCUUCUCACGCCGGUGUCCGCGGUGGGAGACAGCGCAGCUGGGGCUGCUCACUCCAGACAAGCGGGCGGCAGCGAAGACGGCCUGCCUGGACCUGGCGCGCCCGCGAGAGGAGCCACCGGCGACGAGGAGUUCGGUUUCCGUGCCCAGGCGGAGAAGAAAGUCCACGAAGAAAGAAUGGCCAAGACGGAAACGGUCGGCCUCCAUGUGCGGGUCGGGAGCGAGGCACAAGACACAGAGGGCGGGGAAGAAAAGAACGGCGAAGGAGCGAGUGAAGAAACGGCUAGUCAGGACGGCCGCCGCACCCAGUACUCGGCUACGUCCACUCUGGUUCUUGCUGCGCACCUUCCAAACCAAUUCGCAAAUGGAAGAUGGAAACUCUCGAUUGCGUUGCCGGAGACAGUCGAGUCGCCACAGCCGCCGACGGACGAGGCACUUCAGGGGCUAGGCGGUGGAGGCGUCUCAGGAUCUCAAGGAGGGCGAGGGUCGUCAGGGAAUCUCUCUGGACGCUUUGGCGCCGGCGCCUCGGGCUACGACGGCAGUGCGGGAGGAAAGGCACCUUUCGCCGCGAUGAAUGUCGAUUCCGGAGUUCAACAGUUCGAUAUGGUUCGCCCGUGCUCGCCUUUCCUCGUCUCUUGGCUGUUGAUGGGAGACGACCAGUCGGCGACAGCUGCAGGUCAGGGCGUCGAGGGCAAAGAAGAAAGCCGCACAGGGAAGGCAAAGAAGAAGGGAAAAGACCAAGGAAAGAAGAAGGCGGUCAAAGUUAAGGCAGUGACAAACUGUCGGAACCCAAUCGGAUUCUACUGCGCCUGUCCAGUACGUGUCGAGGAAGGCGGCGUCAAACUGUUCAGACAGCAAGAAGAAGUUUAUGGCGUGGUAACCAUGACGCAAGGCACCGACGAUCCACAAAUGUGCUGGGUGGAGGGCGUCACAGUGUUGCCACAGAAACACGCGGCUCUCCUCAUGCUCGCGUUCCUGAGUCACAAACACGACGCCGAACUGGGGAUCCAGGUCACCUCGACCGGGCCGGUAGUAAAGGAAAUAUCUCUCUUCAACGGCGUGAGAACGAUGAAGCUGCCGUUCUACGACGAGGGACCUACGGUGACGCUGGCCGACCUCUGGCGCGUGAACAAAGUGAGACGCUUGCUGUCGGAAGCCUUCGCUACGCCCAAGGGGACUGCAGUCAGUCGUUGGGGAAGCACAUCAGAACCGCGGCAUCAACCCAGCGCAGGCCGAGGUGCUGUGACGCAGCAGAUGCCCUCAUCCGACACUGUGAGCAUCUCUGCGGUGUCGGUCAAUAUGGACGCAUCCGUGCGCCUCGGCGGACGACCAGCCUCCGGUGCUGGCGCGGGUGCAAGAGAAGGAAAUGCAGGAGCCUCGGCUCCUCUCAAAGACGAGUCUGACCAGAUCAAUAUCGACGAAAACGAAGCUGUCAAGCAGGCCCUCUUGGAGAUGUUGCGAGCGUGCAACAAGGACGUCGAUGCUCUUGCUCUAAGCAAUUCACCACAAGAUGACUGCGUCAGGGUGCUCACAACCCCGGGAUACCUGUCUUGCUUGACUUCCAAUUUGGGAAAUUCAAUGAAGGCCGAUCUGAGCCUGUGCCGAAUCCCCGCCUUCGAGGACACGCACGGCGACUUGCUUUCUCCGUUCAAUUUGAGUGGUGUCGCUGGGAAAGUUGAAAGCGUCAAGUCGAAGGCCAUGAAUAUCCUGCAAGCCAAGGCACGCGCUCAGCAAGAGGCCGCAAGGCGAGAGGCGGAGAAGCGUCUCGCUGCAGCUCAGAAGCGCAAGGGAGCACAGCCGAAAGCAAACCAAAAGGGUGGCAGGAUGCCGCAACAGCCAGCGUAUCCGAUGAGUUCAGGCCACGGAAGGCAGAACUUCAACCCUUACGCUGGUGCGGUGGGAGAACCGGCAGCCGUCGGCGGCAAGCGGGAAGGAAAAAAGGGCAAAGGAAAGAAUGCAGCAGCCCCGGAGGUUCCGCCUGCACCGCAGAGUUCGCGCAGACAGCCGAGACAGGCCGCAAGUCAGCCAACAGCGUAUGGUAGAAUGACAGAAGCUGUUGGAACUCCUGGACAGUUUCGGAACACGCCUCUGCAGGAGAUAGGAGCGCAGUCGUAUCGACGAGGCGCUGCUCCUUUCCGGGGGGCUGGAGUGCCACAGGCAGCCUCAGAGCUUAUCGCCAGCCACACUGUAGCGUCUGCCGCCGGGAUGGACGCAAACUGGCACAACUAUGGUGCCGCGGCCGUCGCCGGCCCGAUGGCUGGAGCGUACGCCGGCGCGGAGCGACAAGGAUAUCGGUCGAGCUAUCCUUACCCACAACAGCAGGAGCAUGCUCAGCAGUACCUUCAGCCGCGCGGAGUUCUCCAGCAGCAUAUGGGUGCAGGCAAUGUCGGCGGAGCAAAUACGGCUGCCUAUGCGAUGACCCCAGCUGUAUACGCCCCUCAGGCAAACUAUCAGGUCCAUCAAAAUGCCGGCUACGUGGGUGGAGGCGGCUACCAGACCUUCGGGCAGCACCUUGGACCUACGAUGGGAAGAACGGCGCAAGCGCCAUUGCCGCACGCGUACCCAUCCGUGGGGCAGUUUGUUGCCGGCUCUCAGUACGAUUUCUCUGGCAACCGCUCGGUAGCCCCCGGGUACCAGCAAGAUUAUCGGUGCCCUGUGGUGCCCAGCUACGGUGCUAGGGGCACUAAAGAAACAGAUGGAUUACAGCGUCCAGGAGUGCCACAGGCUGACGGAGGCAGUUCCAUUUUUCCUGGCGCUGUGCCUGGUGCCGGGCGUGCGUUGAUGCAGAACUUGCAAAACAUGCAGAACCUUCAAAAUGCGCGCCGUUUUGCAGGAGACGGAUACCAGUAG
Messenger RNA from Neospora caninum, 6765 nucleotides. RefSeq names its product putative DEAH-box RNA/DNA helicase. Gene Ontology annotation, cellular component: intracellular anatomical structure. NCBI's taxonomy places the organism in Eukaryota, Apicomplexa, Conoidasida, Eucoccidiorida, Sarcocystidae. The record is from RefSeq and is a predicted model, not a curated record. The coding region runs from base 1 to 6765 and encodes 2254 amino acids. Gene Ontology annotation, molecular function: RNA binding; ATP binding. The transcript is spliced from 15 exons.